AGCCAGGUUUUCUGCGGCCGCCUGAGCCCCGAGUGCUGCCCUCUGCACUCAGCUGUUUGUUUUGUUGACGAGCAGAGUCUGGCUCGCUGCUCAUAUUCUCGACUUAUUACAUUCGUGGCCGCCUCUGACAAGCCUCCAGUGAAGCCCUCCUGUUUUCCCAGGCUCAGAUAAGUGAAGUGGCCACGGCGAGGGAGAAGGAAGCGAGGAAAGGCGAGGGAGCGAGAGCAACUUUCACAGUGUUAACGCUUGGUGGAUGUUGUGUGCGUGUGUUGGUGGUUGGCCUUGGUGUGUUUGUGUAUGGGUGAGCUCUGUCUGCGUGUGUGUGUGAGCUCUGCUUGUGUUUGUGCUUACCUGGCCAAUACACACACGUGAAAACGUCCGUGGUUUGGAAACUUAAGGACAGCAAGGACUGGUGAGACCAAGUCAAGGAGCUCCUCAAGGAAUACCAGAGAAAGCAGAAUCCAAAGAAAGUCCUUUUUGCUUGCUUAGAGACAUAAUCUGAUCAGUGACUAUGUGGAAUUAUUUGAAGAACAUGUAUGUAGCCCUUGGACAGAGUAAUGAGGUCGUUCUCGCCGAGUCCAGCACCACGUCCUGUUAAUUAACGAACUCAAGUGUUUGUUGUCGUGAAGUCCACAAUAGUGUCUCUCAAUGGGUGCAUCGGUAAUUCCAAUUCGAGUGAUGAGAUGAGCAUGAUGUCGGACGGAGGGGGGCCGGGGGGUGGGGGGGAGUCCAGCAAGCCGUAUGAUUACCUCCUCAAGUUCCUUCUGGUGGGAGACAGUGAUGUCGGGAAGCACGAGAUCCUUCAGCCCUUGGAAGAUGGUUCCACCGAGUCGCCCUUCUGUGUUGGCAGCGGACACAAGACGACCACAAUCCUGCUGGACGGGAAGAGGGUCAAGUUACAGCUGUGGGAUACAUCCGGCCAAGGAAGAUUCUGCACCAUUAUAAGAUCUUAUUCUCGAGGUGCCCAGGGCAUCCUCCUGGUGUAUGAUAUCACCAACAAGUGGUCAUUCGAGGGCUUAGAUCGAUGGAUGAAGGAAAUUCAGGAGCAUGCUCCUGGUGUGCCGAAGGUAUUGAUUGGCAACCGACUUCACUUAGCUUUCAAGAGGCAGGUGAGCCAGAGCCAAGCAGAACAGUAUGCAGCCAAAAACCACAUGAACCUAUUUGAAGUUAGUCCACUGUGUGACUUCAAUAUUGUAGAGAGUUUUACAGAACUCUCACGGUUGGCUUUAAAACGGAAUGGGAUGGAGAGACUUUGGAGAGCGAAUAAAGUGUUAACGCUCCAAGAACUUUGUAGUAGAGCAAUAGUUGCAACAACAACUGUGUAUGGUAUUGAACACUUGCCACUACCACACUCAAUCAAGUCACACCUCAAAAGCUAUACCAUCCAUAAUCAUGCUACAAGACUCAGACAGGGUAUUCCAUUAACUGAUAAGCACAAAAAGAAGCACCUGAUGAUCCCAGGAGACACCACAACAUCCUGUGUCAACACUUCCACUUGUGUUAUCUGCUAGUCACAACUUGGGGUUAUCUACUGGUGAUUUGCCAAGUCACAGCCUUCUUUAACCUGUCAGCUUGGAGUUAAAUGUUAUUACCAUAUCAGCUCACAAGUCACUGUCACCUGCAAUUCUUCAUUGUCUGUUGUUGUUUGUGUAUGAUAGGAUUUUAUGAUAUAAUAUAGAUAAUUCAGCAUUGGCAUAACUAUAUAAAGAUAAAGAAAUUUAUUCAUGAAAUACUGAUUUAGUGUGAUAGCACGAUGAAAGUUUUGCUAUGUCUAUCUUUAGCAUCUAUAAGUAUUAAACAUGAAACGCACAUGAUGUCAUAUAUACAGUUAGAAUUAUAAUCAGUGUAGUAGCCAAUGUCAUUUUUGUAAUUACCACCAUUAAGGUAUCACAGAUCGUGUUGAAAUUGUAGUCAAUGUACAGAAGCAUUAAGGCCUGAUAUGGCUUAUGAUUAAUCCCAUCAUUGAUAUGUGUAUCAUUCUACAAAUUCAUAAUACACAAUGUAAAUUGUUUUGUAGCUGCAAACCAUUUUAUGUCUAGAUAAGAAAAUGAUUUUCUAGAUGUGGAGCUAUUAAAUCAUGUAAACAGAUUUUGAAAUAAUUUUUGAUAAGUCUGCAUAUUGAAGAUUUAUUGUGGACAUGAUGGAAUAUAUUUAUUUGAAUUUUGAAAAUGAAGGUCUUGAAGUUUCAUUUUAGAUAUAAAUAUAUAUUUUUUAUUAUUUGAUUAAGAUUGCUGGUGACACUGUGUAUCAUUAAGUUAAUGAUAUAAUGAUCUGAUAUGCUAAAAUUUAAUUUUGUAACUUUGUAUAUUACAGUGAUUUUCAGUUGCAUGUGCGUAAUGGAAGAUAUAUUGUAAUUAAAGUAUGAAAGAAACCAAAAGAUGGAAGGUGAGAUAUGGCAGUUGAUUGGCAAGGUUCAAAGCAAAGACUAAAAGUACUUGUAGUAACAUAAGUGAAAUUACAAGAAGUAUAUGGUCUGAGAAUACUGAAAGUCUGUUUCCUAUUACAAUAUGUGAUACAAAGAUGAAAAGAGUUGUGCUCAGGUGAGAUGUAAAUUCUACUGAAUAGGGAAUUGACAACAAAAUUACCAACAGUUGUAUGAAAGAGUAUGCUGUAGAAAAAAACAGUGAUAUGAUGCCAAUUCAAUAUGUAUUGCAUUGAUACAAAAUGCCCUCCUUGCUUACCUGUAGAAUUUGAUGAGACACUGCGAGAUAAUGAUUGAAGUAAUAAAACAAAAUAUGUAUAUAUAACACAGCUUCACUGCACAUUAUUUACAUUAUUGUAUUCAUAGAUGCAAAAAAUGGAAGAGAAACAUUGUUAAUGCAUACUUUUGUGUUGUGUAUUUAUAUUUACAUUAGGUAAGGCACAUAGUGACUUCAGCUUUCUUUAUUUGUUUUGAAGAGGAGUGAAAAUUAUUGCCUUUAAGAAUGUGUUCUGCAAAGAUUAGAAAGACAGUGAAAACUAUCUUAAGUACAUAAUGAUAAUGAUACUUAAGGUUACUUAAUAAAAGAGUGAAAUUUAAAAGAAUAGAACAUAGCCAAGAUUGAGAUUAUGCUUAGAUAUUAGGAUAUUCCAUUUUGUUUGUGUUCUUAAUAAUUGGCUUCAUGUGGCAGCUUUUUCUGUGAUUAGUCAGUAAUGUUUUAGCACAACCUUAAUUAUCUGUUAAAAAAUACUGUUGUUCUACAGGCAUUUUGCUUGUAAUUAUUUUAUUAAUCCAUGGGCAGUACCUGGAAGAACAAAUGUUUUUGUACUUUGUGUUAGGUUUCGUAACUUGUUUUCCUUUUUAAUCUGCUUUGCAUGUUGACAUAAACAUUGCAGUUUGGCACAAGCAGAGAAUAUUCUAGGUGUUGCGAGAUGCAAAUAUUCACUCAUAACUAUUAUUUCCUGUUUUGUUAAUUUUGCAAGAAGAGUAGUUCCUUCCAAAACAAACAAUUAUUUUUGGAUAGUAUUCACUUUUUUUCUUGAUAUAGUUAAGUGUUACAAAAUCACUCUCUUCUACCCUAAUAUUAGGUCUGGUAGCUGUUCUAUCACAUUUGCUUCUGGGAAAUAAUGUAAUUUUCUUCUUUUAAACAGUAUUAUUAGAUAGGUAAAGUUCUGAAAUAGAUGAAAGCCAAAUGAAAAGCAGGAGAAAGUUAAGAAAUUAUUUAAUAGGAAAGCUUGAAAUGUAAGAAAGAGUGAGUAUGAAAGCACUUCUGAUUUAUAUAUUGCAUGAAUGUAUCAGACAUAAGAGCUGUGGAAGAGAAAAUUGGAUGGCACAAGGAAAUAAAUUCCUGCUAGUGUCUUUUGUGAGGCUGUUGUCCUGUCAAUGAACUGCCCUUAGUGUGUUUGAGCUCUCCUUUAUGUUGCAUUAUUGAUUAUUUAUCUACCCUUUUUUGCACUUUCGAAAUGGUUCUCAUACUCAAAUACUUUCACUAUUUGAUGACAGAAUGCUUAACGUCUCAUUUUACUAUUAAUAAUAUGCUCAAUAGGAAUCAAAUGCAUCUGUUUAGAUCCCUGAUUUUGUCCAGUGUCCAUAACCAAUUUCUUUUGCAAUAUAAAAUAAUUGUUUCAGUGUUUAUGGGUAAAAGUUUGCAAGAACAGGCAUAAAUAUAAUGAAUGCGGUAUCUAGUAUGAAGGAGAGCAUAGAAUAUCAGAUUUGAAGAUUAACUUAAGGGUAAAAGUCUGCAAGAACAGGUAUAAAUAUAAUAAAUGCAGUAUGUUGUAUGAAGGAGGGCAUAGAAUAUCAGAUUUGAAGAUUAAUGAGAUAAAUGGGUUUUUUUUUAUGCAACUGUUAAAAUGUAUGUAUGCAACAGAAAUAUUAGCAUAUUCAUCACAAACAAAAUAUUAUGUAACCUGCAUUAUCAUAAAGUUUAUGACAUCACUGUUUCUUGUUAAUGGCAUGUUAAUGUUUGUAGUUUUUAAGAAAAUAUUUGAAGAUCCUUUAUAGCACUUGUUGAUGUCACUAGUAUUUCUUAAUAUUUUCUCUGUUUGUCCAAAUGAAAAAAAAAAGAAAAAAAAGUACAGAAAGGAAGUAGGUAUAUUCAAUCAAUAUUUUAGGAAAGUCUGAAGAACAGGAAACAAUGUUUUGUUAAAGUUUAACAUUUUCUGCAUCAGAUGAUGGUAAUGAAUAUGUCCAGUUAUACGUAGUUAUCCAUGAAAAUUAAGUAGAGGAGCUGUCUUAUAUAUGCUGCAGGUAAGCAGCUAUGGUCAUCAAAAAGGAUGUUGAAAGUGCACCUGAAAAUUGUCACUCCACUCUGGUAAUGUACAAACUUUUGCCUUCAUCUCUGUAGGCUAGGGAAUUGUAUUGCUGUGAUGUAUUACCUUCUUGAAUGGUAUGUUAACCAAGUUGGUAUGGAUGUUUUUGUUUUCUCUUUAAUUACUGCCACAAUACUCUUCGUUCUUUUUUUACUGUUCAAAUUGUGUGAAAAUAUUUACAGGAUUAGCAAUGUAUGAUUUUCUGGAUUACAGAUGUCAUAUAUAUGAUGUAUUCAUUGGGUAAGAAUGGUAUGCUUCAGUUUAUAGUGAUUUACUUCUUUCUUGGUUUACUGUCAGCACAUUCAUCUUAUUGAUUUUUUGUAUUCACUUGAGUCUGCUUUUUGGCUAAAAUUAUUUUAAUGUAGAUUGAGCUUGUGGCAAGUAAGAGAAUAAGAAUUCAGUUAUUAACAUGGAUUUUAAUAAUGUCUUGUGUCUCCUUCAUAUUUGAAAUAUCUUGUUUGCUACAAUAUUUUCCUAAACAUUGCAGGUAAUAUGACUUAAUUUUAUUUUAUUCAUUUAAAGACUUCUCAGUUAGUCAUUACUCAUACUGAAUAUUCAAGUGCUGUUAGACAGGGCAAAUUGAUUUUAUUAAGAUAUUCCUGAUUCUGCUAAUAAUACCAAAUAUUUAUUGGAUUAUUUCUACAAUGUUUACAUACCUGCUGAAAGUUUGAAAAUUAAAUAGGAUUCAGAGUAUUUUUUGGUAAUAUAGAAGAAAAGAAAACUUGCUUUGAAGUAGUGAAGAAUUUUGUCCCUUAUUCUUUAGCUCUGCAGCAAUAUUUUUGUCAAUAUUAUUAACUUUAAAACAGAUGACAGCUUGUCCAGAUUCCAUGAUAGGAAUUGGAGGUAACCUAAUGUCCUUUGAAUUCUAAUUUUUCAAGGAAUCUUGUACCUUGUUUUAAGUAAUGGACAUAUGCAAAUAAACUGUGAGUGAAGGUCAUGGAGGUUAUUAUUGUAUUGAGGGUGUAUUUGUAGACUUUGUAUAUAGACCAAAAAGUUUGUCCGGCUCUAUAGAAAUUACUUAAUGCUACAUCAUAGCUGUAGUUUGUCCAGCUCAUUGAGAAGUGAUAUGCAGAAGGUUUAAGUACAAUGUUUAAAGCACUGCAACUAUACUUGAUAGAUUGUACCACUGCCUUGUUGAUGGAUAGUUUUAUAUUUGCCCUUUAAAUGCAAAGUCAGCUGCUGCAGUGUGAUAAUGAAGGCAUAUGCAUCAACAAAAUUUGGACAAGUCAGUUUGUUGCUGACAGAGCAACCCUGCAUGAAGGUGUAGCAUUAUAGCAGCUCCUGUAAGUGUUAGUGCUGCAGUGUCUUACCACUUUAAAGUAUGUUCACUGCAGCUCUUGUAUGCACUAUAUUAGUUUAGUGGAUAUGGAAUUUUCAAGAGCCACAUUGUAGAACAAUGAACAGUUUGUUUGAAGGUGCAAAAUAGUUCUGAAAUAAGAGUGUUCAGCAAGAAAUAGAACCUGUGUGGUUACAGCUCAGUACUUACUCUGGUCCAGUUAUGUAUGUAAAUGAAUCUGUGAAUGUAGCUUGUAUUUCUAAUAACUAAAUCCAUACUUUAUUUCUUUAUAUAAAUUAUGUAUAUUAUUGUUCUGGCUCUGAUGUAAUUUGUUGAAAUUGUUAGUAAAAGAGUACAUCAAAGGCAGACAUAAAGGCAUUUAUAUAACAAACAGGAAAAUCUAAAAUCAUGUUUGCACUUCUUGUUCUGAAAAGGUGGUUCUCCAAUUCCUAAAAGAUCUUUGUAUAUUUUGUACAGAAGUGUCGUGCUUAGUCUGGCAUGUAUUUGUAUAAAAAAACAAAAAAAGUUUUCAAUAAAAAUACUUAUGAAAAUGA
Penaeus chinensis is the source of this 6561-nucleotide messenger RNA. It is a transcript of the gene Rab40, whose product is annotated as ras-related protein Rab-40C-like. Lineage: Eukaryota; Metazoa; Arthropoda; Malacostraca; Decapoda; Penaeidae. The transcript has 5 exons. Gene Ontology annotation, cellular component: endosome; plasma membrane; synaptic vesicle. Gene Ontology annotation, biological process: intracellular signal transduction; protein localization to plasma membrane. Gene Ontology annotation, molecular function: GTPase activity; GTP binding. The record is from RefSeq and is a predicted model, not a curated record. The coding region runs from base 684 to 1511 and encodes 275 amino acids.